AUGCUUUUUAUCAUCCCAGAGAAAAAGAUUGUGAAGUUAAAGUCAGUUUUGACUGGUCUUAUUAACGAAUUUCCUAACCUUCGUGUUAGGGACGUAGCUCGUGUUUCUGGAUUUGUGAUUUCCCUUUCUGUUGCUUUGGGGCCUAUUGCCAGAUUAUUUACUAGACAGAUGUAUUUUUUCAUUCAAUUGCGACAUUCGUGGGAUGAUGUACUUGUUGCAACUGAAGGAGUUUUACAUGAAUUAAAAUUUUGGUUAAUGCAUGUAGAAGCGUUUAAUGGCUAUCCUAUAAAUAGACCUUUGUCGUCUACCGUGGUUUUAACCUGCGAUGCCAGCGAGUCUGGUUAUGGUGCUCACAUCUCUUUUGGUGGCGAACGGAGGUUUUGUUCCGGAACGUGGAGUUCUGUUGAGCGUGCUAAGAGCUCUUCUUUUCGUGAGUUACUGGCUGUUUACUUAGCCUUGAAAAGCUUUCAGAUCUUUAUUAUUGGUAAGAAGGUUAAGAUCUUUUCAGAUAAUCAGAACGUUGUUCGUAUUGUACAUGCUGGGAGCAGUAUCAUUCACUUGCAGCAGAUUGCUGUCGAUAUUUUUAGUUUUUGUAUGACUAACAGCGUGUCUUUUCAGGCUCAAUGGAUUCCCAGAGGUGACAACGAGCUGGCCGACUAUUUGAGUCGCAUCGUCGAUCCUGAUGACUGGAUGUUGCAUCCUGAUUUGUUUAAGUUGAUUACAUUUAAGUGGGGUCCUUUUGAUGUUGACAGGAUGGCGUGCAGUUACAAUACUCAUUUGCCUCGUUUUAAUUCUAAGUUUUGGUGUCCUGGUACUGAAGCAGUGGACUGCUUUACGCAGGAUUGGGGGAAAGAAUGUAACAAUUUUGUUUGUCCGCCUCCUCACUUAAUUAGCGCAGUAUUAUAUCACAUGGAAUCGUGUAAGGCUAAAGGUACUCUUGUUGUGCCAGAGUGGAAAUCUGCGCCUUUUUGGCCAUUGCUAUGUUCUUUUGAUCGUUCGCUUUUAUUUCAAGACUUUGUUAAGGAUUUUUGUUAUUUACCUAAAUCUGGUGAUAUGUUUAUUCCUGGUAGGGGUUCAUCUUUUGUUUAUUCUAACAAAAGGUCCGUUUUUUCGUGCAUGCCCAGGUUUAAUGUUCUCGCUCUUCGUCUGGAUUUCUCCUGCUAAGCGCGUUAUUUUCGAUUUGUCGAUUACACGUAUGUUCCUUUUUUAUUUGUUUCUUCAUAUAGAUGUUUUUCAAGCUGGAUUGUGGUCUCAGAGGUUUCAGCCUUUGCCUAACAAGUUGAAAGGCCUGGCCGACUCUCUUCCUGCUUUUGUACUUUGCUCUAAAGCCACGUCUUCCAAUGUUAAGUAUAAAAAUGCAUGGCUUAAUUGGAAAAAAUGGGAAAAGGAUAAUGUAGGUUAUAAUCAGUUCCCCGUUUCUCCUUUUUUGUUUUGUUUAUAUCUAAGAGAGAAAGUUGAAUCAUGUAAUUCUCCUGCACCUAUUGAAGCUGCUUUUUAUGCAGUUAGGUGGGCUCAUGAAAUUGCCGGAGCUAGUUCUCCAACCGAAUGCAGUCUGGUUAAACAAGUUUUGGAAGCUUCUAAACGUUUAUUGGGUAAACCUGUUCAAGGGAAACAAUCUGUUGACGUUGACUUAGUCACUAAAGUUGCAGAAAAAUUUAACACUCCUCAGGCUUCUAUUUCUAACCUUAGAAUCUGUUUUAUAUUUAUUAUUGCUUUUGCUGGUCUCAUGCGUUGUGACGAAGUUAUUCGCAUCAACAGAAGUCAUAUUUCUAUUUUUUCUGAUCAUAUGUCAAUUUUUUGUCCUAAGCGUAAGAAUGAUCAACGUUCUCAAGGGCAUUUCUUUUAUUUUGCAAGGUCAGGCAAGAUUACUUGUCCUGUUUCCAUCACUGAAAAAAUGUUAUCUAAAUUGCCUGAUAAUCCUGUUCAGCCUUUAGUUUGCAGACUUUCAUCAAAAGGCACUGCCCUUCAACAUUCUAUCUCUUAUUCUAGAGUUAGG
This is a messenger RNA of Porites evermanni, 1996 nucleotides long. The record is from the annotation of a GenBank genome assembly. Lineage: Eukaryota; Metazoa; Cnidaria; Anthozoa; Scleractinia; Poritidae.